Messenger RNA from Salvelinus fontinalis (brook trout), 5676 nucleotides. Its product is annotated as ectoderm-neural cortex protein 1-like. The record is from RefSeq and is a predicted model, not a curated record. Bases 476 to 2251 code for a protein of 591 amino acids. NCBI's taxonomy places the organism in Eukaryota, Metazoa, Chordata, Actinopteri, Salmoniformes, Salmonidae. Gene Ontology annotation, molecular function: protein binding. The transcript is spliced from 4 exons.
AUAGCUUACCUCUCCCACUCCGCUUCCUCGACACGAGGACGUUCCUCCCCCUUUCUCACUAUAAACACACCCAUUGAUUUUACCGAGGGAAGACCCGACUCAACCGAGCGCACCGUAUGCACUAUCGACAUAGAACUCCUAUAGGAUCAGAAGCAAGUCUGGAGUCAGUCCGCGAGCGCAAACGUUUAUCUGUAUUCCUUCAAACUGGACGGAACGACGAAUGUUGAACUGGAGAUCUCAUCACUGAACGACACAUUUAGAUGAGUCGCGUCCAUUGACAUCUAUAUAGGGAUAGAACUAUUGUCCAGAUCCUUUCCAAAUAAGGCUAUUCCUUUUUUGAAGAACCCAAGACGCGCAUUCUCCCAAGCACAAGUGGCUUGCUUGAACCAGCAUCGUGGCUACUCUUCCAGCAGUGGCAUGUUCGAGGGAUAAAGCAGACAAAAUUGAACUCCUACUUUCACCCAAAGAGGAUUCAAUGAAAAUGUCUGUGUGCGUCCAUGAGAACCGCAAGUCGCGUGCCAGCACUGGCUCCAUGAACAUCUACCUGUUCCACAAGUCAUCGUACGCCGACAGCGUCCUAAUGCACCUGAACACACUGCGGCAGCAACGUCUCUUCACCGAUGUCCUCCUCCACGCCGGGAGCCGCUCAUUCCCCUGCCACCGUGCUGUGCUGGCUGCCUGCAGCCGCUACUUCCAGGCUAUGUUCUCUGGAGGUCUCCGGGAAAGCCAGGCCAGCGAGGUUGACUUCAGGGACUCCAUCCACCCUGAGGUCCUGGAGCUGUUAUUAGACUACGCCUACUCCUCUCGCGUGGUCAUCAACGAGGAGAAUGCAGAGUCUCUCCUGGAGGCCGGGGACAUGCUGGAGUUCCAGGACAUCCGGGACGCCUGCGCCGAGUUCCUGGAGAGGAACCUGCACCCGUCCAACUGCCUGGGCAUGCUGCUGCUGUCCGACUCCCACCAGUGCACCAAGCUGUCUGAGCUCUCCUGGGGCAUGUGCCUCAGCAACUUCCCCGCCAUCUGCAAGACAGAGGACUUCCUGCAGCUCCCCAAAGACAUGGUGGUGCAGCUCCUGUCCCACGAGGAGCUGGAGACAGAGGACGAGAGACUGGUCUAUGAGGCCACCCUCAACUGGGUCAACUACGACCUGGAGAGGAGGCACUGCCACCUGCCGGAACUGCUGCAGACCGUCCGCCUGGCACUCCUCCCUGCCAUCUUCCUCAUGGAGAACGUGUCCACGGAGGAGCUGAUCAACGCCCAGUUAAAGAGCAAGGAGCUGGUGGACGAGGCCAUCCACUGCAAACUGAAGAUCCUCCAGAACGACGGGGUGGUGAACAGCCCCUGCGCCCGGCCCAGGAAGACCAGCCACGCCCUGUUCCUCCUGGGAGGACAGACCUUCAUGUGUGACAAGCUGUACUUGGUGGACCAGAAGGCCAAGGAGAUCAUCCCCAAGGCGGACAUCCCCAGCCCCAGGAAGGAGUUCAGCGCCUGCGCCAUCGGCUGUAAGGUCUACGUGACCGGCGGGAGGGGCUCGGAGAACGGUGUGUCCAAAGACGUGUGGGUCUAUGACACCGUGCACGAGGAGUGGUCCAAGGCAGCGCCCAUGCUCAUCGCCCGCUUCGGCCACGGUUCAGCCGAGCUGAAACACUGCUUGUACGUGGUUGGAGGACACACGGCCGGCACCGGCUGCCUCCCCGCCUCGCCCUCGGUGUCCCUGAAACAGGUGGAGCAGUUCGACCCGGCAGCCAAUAAGUGGACUAUGGUGGCGCCGCUGAGGGAAGGCGUGAGCAACGCGGCGGUGGUCAGCGUCAAGCUGAAACUCUUCGCCUUCGGCGGCACCAGCGUCACCCACGACAAACUUCCCAAGGUGCAGUGCUACGAUCCGCAGGAGAAUUGCUGGAUGGUUCCCGCCUCCUGCCCGCAGCCCUGGCGCUACACUGCCGCCGCCGUCCUCGGCAAUCAGAUCUUUGUGAUGGGCGGGGACACAGAGUUCUCGGCGUGCUCGGCCUAUAAGUUCAGCAGCGAUACCUACCAGUGGACUAAAGUGGGAGACGUGACGGCUAAGAGGAUGAGCUGCCAGGCCGUAGCGUCAGGAAACAAACUGUAUGUGGUGGGGGGCUACUUUGGCACACAGCGGUGUAAGACUCUGGACUGUUAUGACCCGACGCUGGAUGCUUGGAACAGCAUCACUACCGUACCCUACUCCCUCAUCCCCACUGCCUUCGUCAGCACCUGGAAACAUCUCCCAGCCUGACCUGUAUGGCAUUCUGGGAUAGCCCCACACCUCCAUCCCAACCCCCCUCUCAUGAGAUUUCUCUGUUUUGCAUCAUCCACUGGAUUUCAGCUGUGAAGAUAGAAUCACACUCUUUAACUUCCUGUCUGUGCAAUAAAAAAAAGACUUUCUAAUUGUCUUCAUGAAAAAAAACUGAACCAUUGUAUAAGUGUGAAAACACACCUUGAUCCACCCUAAUGCUACUGUGAGUUUACAGACGUUUAAAGAACCAUCAAUGCUCCUGAGAGGACCUUGUACACAGAAUGAUGUCAAUGAUGUCAUAUCGUUUCUGAGAGAGAGGUUUGGACGUUAUUCAUGCAAACAAACCCAGCAACCUGCUGCUUGUACUGUACGAUCCAACAACCUGCUGCUUGUACUGUACGAUCCAACAACCUGCUGCUUGUACUGUAAAAUCCAACAACCCCCUAAUCCCAGUGUACUAUCGGCAUACCGCGCCUGUGCUUCUCAGCCUUCCAUGAAAGACCCAUCAACAUAUCAGUCAGUUACACACUCACACAGCCUGGAUUUCUUUCCAUUCAAUCAUGAAAUACUUGUACUACAGACUAUGUCUUUGCUCUUCUCACUCUGAUAAUUCUGUGAUCUGCACAGGGCCUUUAAUUGAAUAGCAUGAAGGAGGACCUGUUUGGACAUAGGAUACAUAUGAGGGGAGAGAGGAAAGUGACCAGAGACGGACUCCUCUUCAGCUUGAUUAUAACCAACUGAUCCAUCAACAGUUUUCUCUCCCUGGUGUAUCUGAGACUUUAGACUCUUCUAGUUCCAGUCGUUCUGCCCUCGCCAAGAGGAGAGAGACAGAGAUUGACAACCUCCUCCCCUCCUCUUCCUGUCCCCACCACCUAGUAGGCGUUUGGGGUUUAAAACGUUUUAAUGGGUGUUGGAAGUUCCUCUUUGGCAGUUUGCUGUGAGACCUGGCUCUAGCUGUCACUACGUGUUGUGAGGACUUGAAGUGCCAGCACCAGCUGAGUGCGAGAGCGGAGUUUGGGAGAGGGUGAAGGAGGGUCAAGUCCUGACAUGUCUACCGAUAUAAAGUUACCACCCCCUUUAGCCCUGCCUCCCCCAACCCCAUUCUUGCAGUAGGUCACUACACUCUCCUGAUCCAAAAUAACAAUAAUCCAAGAAGAGAAGUGGACAAUGCAACACAGAAGUGAAGAAAAUGCUAAUCCAAGCUCAGUUGGACACUAAGGGCUCGAUUCAAUCUGUAGCGCUGAAUAUCAGGAUUACAGCGUGAUUGAAAAUGAAAGGCAAUGUUUCCACGUUCGCGGAGACUGCAUUCACGGUAAUAGCUGCAUGUCGGCUCAAUCGGAAAUGACCUUUAAAAUGUUAAGCUUCCUGUACGGAUUGCAUCCAGCCCUGAAGGGUUUGCUCUUGCACACUAUUUACUGUUUGUUCUGAAGUCAUUCCAAUGAGCAGUAUUGUUUUGUUGGAUCACCGAUGGAUAGAUGUUCUACUUUGCCUAGAAGAUUAUUCUGAACUCUUCAGAGCAUGUACCAUGGAUAUGGGGACUCAAGUAAGAUUGGCAUGAUGAACUUCUCUGGUCAAGAGCAUCUUGUUACCUUCCUAACCAAAACUGAAAUGGAAUACAUUCUUGUCUUAUCUUGCUCCAGUGUAUCAUGUCUUAAUUUAUACAAAAAUGACUUUACUUUUUUUAUUGUUUCUCUCCCUGCAUUCAUUUCCAGGUAAAUGAAUGUAGAUCUUUUUAAGGGUAAAUCAUGCAUGACCCUUGUUAUAGAUGCUCUAUUUUAUUGUUUAUCCUUUGGUCUGCUUUUUUUGCACUGUUCAGUUUCUCCCAAAGUGCAACCUGUUCCAACCAUAUGGUCAGUUAGGUGAACAGGUCAGAGGUCUGGGGAUAGGACUUAGUGUAGGGAUGGACACUUAGAUUACCUAGAUUGCAAGUGGCCUGUGGGUGGGCCUUGCUUAGAGAAUGUGUCUGUUUUAGAGGUGGACUCUGGGUAGAGUAACAUCUCACAUUUAAAUGUUGACUCUGCUAUGAGGCAUAUCUGCUCAAGUCCCACACUCAAAUAUUCAAUAUUAUGACUUGAGAUGAGCGUAUGUAGCUCAGACUUCUGUGUACAUCAUUUAUCAAUGUCAACGGGAGACUUGCAUGAAAAAUACAAGCUAAGCAUGUAGAUCUCAAGUCAGAAUAUUGCCAUUUUAGUAUAGUGUGCGUGUGAAGAUGAGGAGGAGGAAGAGGAUGUGUAGUUAACUGAAUCCUGUACAUUUAAAGGGCAGGCAGACACCGCAGUGCUCUUCACCAUAUGGGCACUGAUGUAUGGGAGGGAAUAUGACAGGGGAGAGUUCCAAAGACCAACAAAAAGAAUGUCUUAAAUACUUGCAUCCAAAAUGUUGUAUCAGUAGUUGAUUUCUUGAUGUUUUUGUCUGUUUGUCUGUCUGGGUGGCCAGAAUAUUGACAUGUACAGUUUAGCAUGAUGAAAUCAUUGUCAAGGUCAACAUAAAAGCUAACAGUUGUAUAGAUUUUCCCAGGCAGGAUGUGUUCUGGAUGGAUUCGGGGAAUGGCCUCAAUCCCUUGUAUUCCACAUUCCUGUUUGAUUAUUUGAGCCACCCACCUCCCAGUCCUCCUCCCAGCCCAACUUCCACCUCCCAGCCCAGCUCCCAGCCUACCUCCCAGCCCAACUCCUAGCUCCCAGCCCACCUCCCAGCCCACCUCCCAGCUCCCAGCCCACCUCCCACCUUCCAGCCAUUCUCCCAGCCCACCUCCCAGCUCCGAGCCCACCUCCCAGCCCUCCUCCCAGCUCCCAGCCCACCUCCCAGCCCACCUCCCAGCUCCCAGCCCACCUCCUAGCUCCCAGCCCACCUCCCACCUCCCAGCCCACCUCCCAGCCCACUUCCCACCUCCCAGCCCACUUCCCAGCUCCCAGCCCAGCUCCCAGCCCACCUCCCAGCUCCCAGCCCACCUCCCACCUCCCAGCCCACCUCCCAGCUCCCAUUUGCUCCUUGAUGUCGACCCCCUAACCAACCCGCCCACAGAACACUGCACGUUUCUCCUCACCAAUCAGAUAAGAGGGUUCCUUUUAGAACAUAAGUUACCCUGGCAACGGUCAGCAGUGAGUGCCCCUACAAUUUACAAGUGAUUGUUCAGUGUCAUUUUCUUCCCUCUCUCAUUUCUCUUUUUGCCCCCUCUCUCCUCCCCCUUUAUUGGGAUUCAGCUCGCUUACGUCCGCUUACGUGUAGUGUGUUCUCCCUGACUGGCUUGCUGUAGGCAUUCACCAAAAUUAUGUAAAAUUCUUUAUAAACACUUUCAAUGUGCAUUUGCUUUCAUUUUUUCUGUCAUGUUUUAAUUUUUUUAUAACAUUGUUUUGUACAUGUGACAGAUUUUUUUUCACAGUGUGAAAUUCAUUGCAAAAUAAAUGAGUUUUUCCUCUUUACUGUAA